AUGACGGAGGAACAGUUCCACUGUGACAAAAAGGCUUUACUAAUAAAAAGCCUUCAAUUUAAAUAUCCGAAAGGACCUGAGCGCUGGCAUGAAAACUACCCCCUGGCCAAGGGAGACAACCAGUCACCCAUCGAGAUCAACAGCAAAGAGACGCGGUACGACACCUGCCUCACGCCUUGGCACGCCAGCUACGACCCCGGGGCGGCCAAAACCAUCCUCAACAACGGGCGCACCUGCCGGGUUGUCUUCGAUGACACUUUCGACCGAUCAGUGCUGCGAGGGGGACCACUCUCGGGAGCCUACAGGCUACGUCAGCUUCACCUGCAUUGGGGUUCCUCUGACGACCACGGCUCCGAGCAUGUUGUAGAUGGGGUGAAAUAUGCAGCAGAGUUACAUAUGGUGCACUGGAAUCCAAAGCAUGGUAAUUUUGCUGGAGCUUUGAAACAACCUGAUGGUGUGGCCGUUGUGGGCAUUUUUCUGAAAGUUGGAAAAACUCCCAAACCAGAGAUGAAGAGGAUUCUUGAAGAAAUUGAUAACAUUAAGACCAAGGGCAAAGAGGCUCCUUUUCAGCACUUUGAUCCUUCAAUUCUUUUCCCCCAAUCCCGGGACUACUGGACCUACCACGGCUCGUUCACCACACCCCCCUGCGAGGAGUGCAUCACCUGGAUUCUCUUGAGGGAGCCCAUUGAAGUCAGCCCAGACCAGAUGGCGAAGCUCCGUAGCCUUUCCAAGAAUGGUGAGAACGAACCUAUGAAUCCACUGGUUGAUAACUGGCGCCCACCUCAGCCCGUGAAGGGCAGGAUAGUGAGAGCCUCGUUCAAGUGAAGCCUCAAGUCUCCCUCUGCUGAACCCGAGUGAGGAAAUCCCUGCAUCCCAAAGCGUAGUUAGUUUUUGCUGCCUACUGCUUUUCCUCUGGAUCCAGAUCUGUGUUUCUCAGCUUGAAAUUCUGAGUGGUAAAACUGAAUCUGAUUUCGAAAGCAGAAAAAAAUACUGUAUGCAAAUACUAACCUUAAUAAGGAAACGUGAGAUAUACGUGAUUCUUGACCACAGAUGCCUCAGCAUUUGCAUUAGUGUCACCUCUCCGCCAUGUGGGCUUGGAAGAAAAAGGGGCUCAGUUUCAAUAUUUAAAAUCAAUUUCAAAGGAAAUGCCGUAAAGGCAGUAAAAUGAAGCAGUAGUUUAGGACAGCAGAAAUAACAGUGGGUUAACAGGAAUGAACAGGAUGUAAAACGCCUGCUUCUGCAGCAUCACGAGUGGUGAUCUUCCUCAGAUAUCCCACCUCCAGUGCGAACAUCCAAAGAAUAAGUUCCUCUUUAACAUACCAGAUUUUUCCUUCCCUCUCCUGUUCAUCGUGUGUUACCCAAGAUUAGUAUUCUGGGGACACAAUUAGGCAUACUCAGCCUCCGUGUGUGAAGAAGAAAAGAUACCUUGCUGUCAUUUAAUCAUUUGCCAUGUCCUGCUGCUGCCCGUUGAUCUUUUCUUCUUUCCCUGCUGCUGUUACUUCACCCAUCCAUCUGUAGAGUGCUGCUGGUAUGGCGUUGCCUUGCAUUUAGUACAGGAGCUCUAGUAUUCCUGGGGGGAAAGUGCCUUUCUUCUGCUGCUCUAUUUUACCUCCCAGGAUGAUGGCUUUUCAGUUUUGAUGCUCUGCCUGGGUUUUUUUUUUGUUAUUAUUUUUGACAUCUUAGUCUGCAUAUUAACAAUGUCACCUAUUAGGGAUUUUGUUGCAUAUGGAGACAGUCUUUGUGGAUGACUCAUAUGUGUCAUUUGUCAUCCCCGCUACUGAAAAAUCCAGGUGGUCACUUAAGUGUUUCUUUAUUGUGACUCCAUGUAGUUAUAGACUCUAAGUGGAGUCUGUUGAGCUCUGGGGAGACACAUCAGGUGGCAUGUAUGAUCCGGGCAAGGAAUCCCUGGCAGGCAGAAACUUCUAAAUCAUCUUCCCCUGUCCUUCAUCAUGCAAACUUUAUCAUUUCAGCGUGCUUCCGAAACAGCGUUAACACAAGUACCACCUAGGUUGAACCUACAUGCAGACUAUGUGAGUAAAGAUCUGCUAUGUUGUGUUCACCAUCAGGUUGAUUAUUCAGUAUUGUACAUACAGGAGAUUGGGUGGCCAAAGGUGGUGCAUAAAGCCUCCUGCAAAUGAAGCUUCUGGAUUCUCUGUAUUCCUCUAACAGUAGGUGGCAGAGAGCGUUCUUCUGGAGAUGUUGCCAUAAACGUUGACAGCAACAUUGAUGAGGGAUAUAUCAGAGUUAAAAAAAACCAGGGUCACACAUGGCUAGAACAGGCAUUUCCCAGUUCUCCUUCACUCUUUCAUUUUUCACCUUUACUAGAAAAGCGGUGCUUCAACAGGGAAGUAAUGAAUGGGCAACAUUGGACAAAUUCUAUUGGUAUUUCCAGCACAAUUCACUGAGAAUUCAGGAAUGAAAGUGAGUGCAGAGUUUGGUUCUUUGUAUUCAUUUAAAAAUGUUGGAAGAAUUGUUGAAUUCCCAUUCAGAAUUAAUAUUUCAGUUUAUUAGAACUGUAUUUGGCUUAGUAUAAAGCAGUUUCAUUUAAAAAAAAAAGUUAAUGUCAGCAGAAAUUGAAGUAUUGAUUGAAACCUGUUUACGAAUGUUUUGGCCUUGGCUUAAUCUAAUCAGAAGAUGAGCUUUUGAUAUUAUGAGUGCAGCACUUGCAGCAGUAUUGAUUUUAAGAGUCUCCAUGAUCUUCUUUAAACUCUUGAAUCUGUGCAUCGUCUCAACACAUAAAAAUGUUUCUACAGAAAGCUCAUAAGCAACAUUUUUUCUACUGCACUAUGUCUUACACGUAAAAUAUCUCCUCAUAUCCAUAUGGGGUUGAUCUUACUGUUGAGAAAAUUUCAACACAAAUAACUGAGACAAGAGUUUGAGUCUUUCUACCUUCAAGCCAUUGACUGUGAUGUUUUAAUCUCUUGUUAUUGGGGCAAUAAAACAAGAUUAGUUGCCUGCACUUGAAAUAACAGCUUUUGUGUCUUCA
Molecule: messenger RNA, 2986 nt
Organism: Calidris pugnax (ruff)
Lineage: Eukaryota; Metazoa; Chordata; Aves; Charadriiformes; Scolopacidae
Gene: CA3
Product: carbonic anhydrase III
Exons: 8
Coding region: 1-825 (274 amino acids)
Cellular component (GO): cytoplasm
Molecular function (GO): zinc ion binding; carbonate dehydratase activity
Source: RefSeq, a predicted model, not a curated record